AUGAACCCCCUCCUGUUAAUAUGCGCCUUGUACCUUUUCGGCUCAAAUAUAGAAGCAAAUUUUGCCUGCUCUUGUUCUACUACAGAGAAGAGAGAUGGCCUGGGGAGUGCGCUGGUGUCCAAGCUGAGGGAGCUGUUCGGGAAGAAGCAGCAAGAAAGGGAGAGGAACAUCAUAACGUAUAAGUUUGUAAAGCAUACAUGUGAAGAAAAAGGUCUAGGGAAAAAUGAAAACAACCAAAACAAACCCGGGUUUGAAGUGUCCCAUGUGAAUAGGCUAAUCUAUAUUAACCACUCGAAGACAUUCAUCUUGAGCGCCUACAUCCCAUACAUAUAUAUGAGUGUGCGGGACAUUUACAUAGUGCUGAACAAAAUAAAGGAGUUAAAUUUUAACACCGUAUAUACCUUUUUGUUUUGGCCUGAAAAUGAAUAUUUGGAAGAUUUCUAUGAUACCUCCAAGUCCAAACUUUUCUACUUGCUGAACUUCUGUGCGUCGAAUGGGCUCUUCGUUAUCUUAGACAUAGGGCCCUACAUAGACAAUAUUUAUAACGCUAAUAUUCCUACGUAUGUUUUGUUCAGCAGGGGGGUGAAUGAGUACAUUAGGGGGGCGUAUGCAGAGGGGGUAAAAAAAGAGAAAAAAAUUGCGGAAAGGGUUGCCGAAAAGAUUGGAGACUACUUCUCCUUUAGCAACGUGUUUGGGAGGGAAAGAAACGUUUUCUUAAAUGAGGACCCCCAAAAUGUGAAGCGAGAACACAUAGAAGACGAAAUAGGCAGGAAGAAGGCCUCCUACGGGAAGGGAGAUCAUACGUACAACAAGGUCUACAGCUUGUAUUAUUUCAAGAGAGCCAUAAAAUGGUUUAACUAUAUCUUACCGCAGCUGAAAAAAUAUGCCAGCGUGAAUAACGGGCCUAUCAUCUACCUGAACAUUGACCACACGUUCGAUAACUACUACAUGUACGUAAUCAUAGAUUUGAAGAGGAGGAAUUAUUUCAGAAAUUUGUGCAAUGUGGAGAGCUAUCUUAAGGGUUCCCAAUCGGAAGGGGCGUCCUUCCUCCAAUGCAUUCUUAACUUCUUCAAACGGGUUAGAAGAAGCUACAUUCUUACGCUAGGGUAUGUCCUCUACGCUAGGUUUAACCAGUAUAUGAGAGUUUUAAAGGAAUACGAAUUGGGGGUGAUGUACAUUAACGAAAUUUACAAGUUGGUGCAAAUGCAUUUCGGAAAAAUGAACACGCUGACGACGAAUUAUCCCUUCAUUAAGGACGAGCUUAUUAACUCCUAUGCGGGGAACAAUUGCUACAAUCAUUUUUUUCAUAACAACUGGUUUGAUAAUGAAUGUGUAAAGUUAAACAAGCCUUGCAUCUGGUCGCAGGUCUGGACCGGUGCCAAAUACAGCAUACAUAAUGUGAACUCGCCGAGCAUUUUGAGGCGCCACUUUCAGGAGCCCAUCGUGUACGACUCCUCCCCGUCGGUGGCUUCCCCCGUCAGCGAGUUGGUAGCGCGCCGGAGCAGGAGUUUUAAGCGCGAAGUAGGAAGGGAAAUAGGGAGCGAAGUAGGGGGGGGAAACGAAGUGAGGGGCGAAGCGGGACCUUCCGCAGACCAAUCGGCGGACCCUUCUGAGGACCCAUUGGAGAACCCUUCUGAAGACCUCGAGGGGAACCCCUCUGAAGACCCCCCGGAGGCCCCCCCCCAAGGGGAAAUCCGCGUGGGCGUGAAAAGAGCCCAGAGCGCAUACAGCAGCAACAACUACAUUGGCCACAUAAGAAACUUCAAAGACCUGACGUACAACAUAUUGGUGUUCCUGGCCAAGGGGGGGGUGUUCCUCAACAUAUUCCCCUUCUACAGUGGCAAUAAUAUAAACAACACGCACACGUACUUGGAGCACUACAGUAAAGAGACGGGGCAGCCGCUGGACCUGUACUUUAACCAGAAGGAACCCCUAUACUCACACAUUAAGAAGAUAUUCAAAAUUCUGUACAAGUAUGGGCACCACUUACUGAAAAGUGAGCACUACAUACGGGCAGUGAAAAUCUCCACGAACAUAGAAAUGUACGACUAUGGCGCUAUUAAGAUCAUUUGCAAUCACAACAUUAAGGGAAGCACCUAUGUGAAGGUUGGGCCCCUGAAUUACAGCAUCAACAGCUUUAGCUGCAUUGUGUAUAAUGAAUAUAAGAAGAAAAUUAUCUACGAUUCUUCCUUCAAUUACAGUUACGAAGUUUCGUUUAUUAACAGAAAGGAGGUGUACCCCCCGAUUGAUAAGUACCUGUACUCCCUAGACGCGGCGGCGGCGGGCCCCUUGAUGUGUCUGAAGGAGGACCGCAAGGAGGGCAUAAAAAGUCGCACAAGGGGAGGGCUACUUCUGAAAAGCGUUGCAAAGCAUAUGAAAAUAUUUUCUAACUUCUUCCCAAACAAUUAUGUACACCAUGUGCACGAAAUUAACGUACUUAACCAUUUUUAUGUGACCCUCGAUUUUACGAAAUUCCAGUGGUACAUAAUUUCGAUGAGAGAUGACGUCAGCUAUGUGAAGCUGUUCCUCAGCAAUUAUAGCUUUUACGUGUAUGUGUAUGCAGACGGUAAGUUUAUUUACAGCGGGUUUAACGAGUACAAGUACAUCGAAUUGGUGAACGCGAAGAAGGUCUACAUUAUUUGCGCAAAUCUGGGUCUGGGCUUCCCAAAGGAGAACAUCAGAACGGACUUCCUCAACCAUAUAAAUGUGAAUGAUUUAAAGAAGGAUUAUUUUUUUUUUCAAGAUGGAGCUAGCCAAAAUGAAAUAAAAAAAAAAAAAAAUAAUACAAAUGAAAGCUCCAAAGUGGACGAACAAAAUGGCUACCUAGCCCUGAACUCACACACACAAUCAGGGAAAAAAAAAAAAAAAAAAAAAAAUAUGAACGGGUCAGGCGAUAACUCACCAAAGGGUGAGCACCAAAAGGGGAGAAAAACAUGUGUGCAAAGCGAUGUGCAGGAAGAAUCAGACAAAGAGGGAACUACAAACAGUACGUCCAAUCAGCGAGGCAGCAUCUUCGACGAUUUGGAGCACACAACGCUGGAUGUGCGUAGCAACCAAAAUGGUUGCAACAGCAUGUACGAUGAAAACGAACGAAGUGUGCACAAUUACUACUCGGGGGAAAGCACCAACACGUUUGUAUUCAUCGUCACGAGGAAUGAAUACGACUUGUACAGCUGUGUUGGUCUGCAUGGGGAGAUAAUCAAAAACGAGAAAAACGUAGAAGUGUACAAGAAAAUGUACAACAUGUUUGACUACACGUGUAUAAAGCCGUAUUUGCUAAACAGGGGGAAAAGAAAAGGGCCAAAGAAGGGGGCAACAUCAAAAAGGGGAAGCGAGAAGGUGGAACACAAAAAUAUGAACUUUGAAACACUGCUGGGUGGUAAAAAAACGGAAAUGAAAAGUUUAACCAAUUCGUUCAUAAACAUGUGUUCCUCUCGAUUUUUCUCCUUUUUUUUUAACAAAAUUAAGUAUUAUUGCAAAACGGGGAUUUUUAAGCAUUUAAACAAAUUCAGCAAGGUGAAUGAGAACAGCGUCAAUUCGCCUUUAACGUGGUACACUUUGCUCUAUUUUGUAAAAAAUGUGGACUACAUAAGAUCAAAAUACUCGCUAAAGCUAUCUGCUUACGAUGAAAAGCUGAACGAAAUUGACGGGCUGAGUCGCGGGUUUGUCUACAUCAACAACCACAUGUUGGGCAGCUUCUGGAUAACGGACGAUAAGGAAAGCUACGAAAAUGAAAUAAAUGAAGAGAAAAAAUUAAAAAAAAGAAAAAAAAUGAAAAAGGAAAAAAAAGCCAAAUUUGCAACGAAUGAAAAUUUAAUUAGUAUCCCACUGACACGGUACAUGCGCAUACCAACUGAUUGGCUCAUCGAAGGAAUCAACGUCGUCAUCGUGUUUGACGAAUUUGGGGGAAACCCCUACAAAGUCGAAAUCGUUCGCGAAGUGCUACAAGGGGGGGUAUACCGGCUGACCAAGAAGGAGAAGUAUGUCAACUGGGUUUUGUUCCUCUUCAUUUUGAGCAUUGUCAUCUUCAUUACGUACUUUUGCCUCAAGGCCCUGCACAACUAUUUUAAAAUUAAGGAGGAGAAGGAGAGGAACAAGCAGAAUUACCAAAACAUUAUCGAAAAUAUCAUUACGCAUAAUAUUUACGUGAACAGCUCGUACGAUGACGCCACGGAGGAAACGGCGUCUGAGGACAUUCAGAAUGUCAGCGAGUUUUUGGACUCCUGA
Messenger RNA from Plasmodium vivax (malaria parasite P. vivax), 4227 nucleotides. RefSeq lists its product as hypothetical. The record is from RefSeq and is a predicted model, not a curated record. The transcript has a single exon. NCBI's taxonomy places the organism in Eukaryota, Apicomplexa, Aconoidasida, Haemosporida, Plasmodiidae. Bases 1 to 4227 code for a protein of 1408 amino acids.